AUGCAUUUAUACGGCUACUUUGUGCUCCUCAUUGCCGUGGUUCUUUUCAUUGCAUUAUUGCCUUUGUUUUCUGGUAUUGGAAAAUUCAAGUUGACUAAACCGAGCUCAUCGGUAAAAGCGCAAUCACCAACAGGAAAGCUAGGUAAGAGGGAGUAUUUAAAGAGCAAGCUUAACCACACCAAUGUGCUGAAGUUCGACCUAAAUGGCGAGAAAGAUGGCUCUGGCGAUGAUAGCACAGGUGUUUCUUCUGAUUUGAGAAAAUUUGAAGUUGAUUCAAAAACAGGUUUGAAAAGACGCGUGAUUGGACAAUAUAACCAGGACCCCAAUGAUUUUGAUUUUGAUAUCAAUGACUUGAUCGUUGAAGAUGAACUAGAUGAACAAAGAGAAGAAGAGAAAAAGCUGAAAAAAUAUAACGGUAAGAAAAACCAAGCUUACGAAGGAUUUGUAUGA
Saccharomyces eubayanus is the source of this 450-nucleotide messenger RNA. It is a transcript of the gene EXP1, whose product is annotated as Exp1p. The coding region runs from base 1 to 450 and encodes 149 amino acids. Lineage: Eukaryota; Fungi; Ascomycota; Saccharomycetes; Saccharomycetales; Saccharomycetaceae. The transcript has a single exon. The record is from RefSeq and is a predicted model, not a curated record.